Molecule: messenger RNA, 2298 nt
Organism: Drosophila erecta
Lineage: Eukaryota; Metazoa; Arthropoda; Insecta; Diptera; Drosophilidae
Exons: 2
Coding region: 569-1531 (320 amino acids)
Cellular component (GO): cytoplasm
Source: RefSeq, a predicted model, not a curated record
CCACCACUAUCUUGAAUUCGGAAAUUUUUUGACGCACUUGUUUGUUUUGUUUACAAUUACACCACGGAACUAAAUCGGGAGCUUCGAAAUAUUUGGGAUUCGUGCGACGGGACAAGGAUAAGUGGACAGUGGAGCAGGCCGUCCGGGGUGAACGACCCAUGAGAAGUUUUAUGCACAAAUCGCCGGUCGCGUGUUCCCUCGCCCGAGAAACCCCAGAAUUUCCGAGAAUUGCUAUUUAUGGCUUCGAAUGCGCAACUCGGGAAAAUCAUUUUGAUAGCCGCAAUCGCCGUGUUCUUCUACUACUUCUUUUGGGUGGCCGUCCUCCCGUUUAUGCUCAUCGAUGAAGGCAAUCCCAUACGGCUGUUCUUUCCACCGCUGAAGUACGCUUUCAUAGUGCCCACCGUGUUCGGGGUGAUCUUCCUCGGCGGCAUCGCCGCGUUUUCCUUUUACCACAUCUGGAGCCUGAGAGUGAAACGCGAUUAAGGGGUUAUCCAGAGGUUAUCUUGCGCGGUGCGAACGUACGAUUCCACUGAAAAACAAGGAAGAGCGAUAGUCAGUCGAGGACAAGAUGCCGCAGUGGCUGGUCAUUGGAAUCUCGGGCGUCACCUGUGGUGGCAAGACGACGCUAGCCCACAGCCUGCACGACUAUUUCAAAGGUCUGAGUGGAGCUCCGCUGUGGAACUCUCCGUACACCAUUGGCGAGGUGCGUCUGAUCUCGCAGGAUGACUACUUUCUGCCCGUGGAGGACAAGCGUCAUCAGCGGAAUGAGGCGCUCAACGCCAUCAACUUCGAGCUCAUCACCUCGCUGGACAUGGCCAAGAUGUUAAACGACAUAGCGCAUAUUAUCAAGGGGCACCAUGUGGCCCCCGAGCCACCAGAGCAGCUUGUGACCUAUGCCAACUUUGAGCACUACGCCCUGCAGUUCCAGCAGCAGUACCAGUACAAUGCAAACUACUACAAACAGGCCAAUAGUGGCGUCUAUCAAUAUCCGCCACAGCAGCAUCCGCGACAUCACCACCAUCACCAGCAGCACCAGCACCAGCAGCAAAUCCAGCAGCAGCAGCACAUAAUGCGCAUCAAUGCCCAAAUUGCCCAGCUGAGGGACAAGAAGGUAAACUUCCUCCUGGUCGAAGGUUUCAUGAUCUUCAAUCAGCCGGAGUUGCUGGCCCUCUGCAACCUCAAGUACCACUUCCAUCUGCCCUAUGAGAAGUGCUUCGAGCGGCGCAGUAAGCGCACCUACGAUCCACCCGAUGUCACGGGUUACUUCGAGCUCUGUGUGUGGCCGCACUACGAAAGGAACUUCAGCGAGUACCGCGACUGCAAGGACAUCACAUUCCUCAAUGGCGAGAUCGCCAAAGAGAAGAUCUUCAAGUUCGUCCUCCAGCGCAUCGUCCACUACUUUGAGGAGCGCUGCGAGGUCCCAGCUCCUGCUCCCGUCGUCUGUCCGCCGCAGCAGAAGCGAUUCGGGAUGCUCUACAUGGGUCCGAGCAAUAACAACGUCAUGCCGACGGCGUGUCCCAUGGAGCAAUAGAUUUUCCUUGGAUGCAGUGUACAAUAAAUUAAUAUUGUAUAGUAGUAGGAUGUUAAACGGUUAUAAGUUGUUUGGAUUAUUACUCCGAAUCGUGACUAAAAGCCCCAUAUUACGACAUAGUUGUAAGCUACUCUUAGGGUGGUUCGAUUUUAAAUUGUUAACAAAUCAUCAUCUAAAAUCAAUUAUUCAAUUCAAAUUAGAAACUAGUAUUUUGGAACUCGAGCAAGUUUUAAUCACCGCAAAGUCCAAAGAAAACUGUAGUAUUGUUUAGUGUUUAUUUUGAUUGUUUUGCCCAACCUUCAACUUCCAAGGCAAAUUUGCCUACAGUUUUUAGCUUUCUUUCACAAAUUGAACCAAAUCGACCCGCCCUAGAAUACAACUAUUAUUAGUUAGUCUUUAUUUCGUAUUAAGAUAGUUAUUAUGGGUGACAUGGUCUCUCUUGUGGAGAAUGCUCUUGUAACCAGAUUGUGAAAUGAAGAAACUCGGUUCAGGAAUUCAUAUUUAGCUGUGCUAACUAUUAUAUUGUAUUGUUUACUAUUACGUCAUGGAAUUUUGCAAAACCCCAACGAGGCAUUUGGUGUGGGGCGUUUUUAUGGAGUCGAAAAGUUAUUGUACUAUAUAAUGGAUAUUUAUAUAUGCACCUUGUAAAUACCGUAGUGUAUAUUUACCAAAUUAAACCUAGCUUUAAGACUACGACCUAAAAGAAUUAUAUUUUUUUCUUGUGCGAAACAAAACACACAUACGAAUAAACAGACAUUUAACCUCAA